UAUAUGUCAAUGGUUUUAAUUUCUUUCGUUUCUUCACCAACAAUUCGCUCACAAACAUAGAGUUGAUCUUCAUUGGCAUAUAUCCUGGACAUUGAAGCCUCACUCUACUCACACAACACAGGGGUUUCGAAGAUGAGCGGUAUUGAAUUUGAAGGCGAGGAAUUCGUGGAUUGGAGAGGGCGUAAGGUCACUCCUGAAAAGCAUGGUGGAGCGAGGGCUGCAAGCUUUGCAUGCGUUGUGGAGGUGCUAGAGAACGUAGUUUUCUUGGCCAAUGCCAGUAAUUUCGUGCAAUACUUUAUCAAGUCAAUGCACUACCCAGUUGCAGAUGCUUCGAACAUGGUCACUAAUUUUAUGGGAACCUCUUUCCUGCUCACUAUAGUUGGUGGUUUCAUUAGCGACUCCUUCCUUACCAGAUUCACGACCUUCAUCAUCUCGUGUACAGUAGAGCUGCUGGGGCUUAUGCUACUGACAAUCCAAGCUCAUCGUAAAUCAUUACAACCAGCCAUGAAUGAAACACCUUCCAACUCUCAAGCAGCAGUGCUUUAUACGGGGCUUUAUGCGAUGGCUAUAGGUGUUGGUGGAAUAAAGGCCUCAUUACCUGCACAUGGUGCUGAUCAGCUUGACCACACCAAUCAACGUCGCAUCUCUGCCUUCUUCAAUUGGUUUUUCUUCUCCCUCUGUGCCGGUGGCUUUAUAUCCUCAACUGUUAUGGUAUGGAUUGAAGAAAACAAAGGGUGGAGAUGGAGUUUUGUGAUAUCAAUAAUAGUUCUAAGCGUUGCAUUCUUCAUAUUUGCAAUCGGAUUCCCGAUUUAUAAGUAUAAACGUCCUGCUGGUAGUCCAAUAACAAGAAUCUUCAAGGUGUUUGCUUCUGCUAUUCGAAAUCGAAAAGCAUCAUCAGUGGAUCAUCAGAACGGUAAUUCAGUGAAGAAAAUCAGUAACAAAUAUAGGUUUCUAAAUAAGGCAUUAGUUGAUGACACUACUAGCCUAGCUGAUGUUGAGGAAACAAAGACCUUCAUUGGCCUCCUUCCAAUCUUUGCAAGCACUAUCUUGAUGAACUGCUGUCUCGCCCAACUACAAACAUUCUCAGUGCAACAGGGGAGCAUCAUGAACAAAAAAAUAAAGAAUUUCGAAAUCCCAACUCAAUCCUUAACAGUUAUCCCCCUCACUGUCAUGCUUAGCUCCAUACCUGCAUAUGAGUUCCUCAACUCUUAUAUCAACAAGAACUCCAAAAUUCACAAGCCACUUGCAAGGAUUGGACUCGGAUUAGCACUAGCAUCAGCGUCCAUGGGCGUGGCUGCUGCAGUCGAAGUGAAGAGACGAGAAGCCGCUGAGAACGGAUACCUAAUCUCAGUUUUUUGGCUAAGUUGGCAAUAUCUUCUGCUGGGUGUUUCAGAUAUGCUUACUCUUGGAGGAAUGCUGGAGUUUUUCUACUCGGAAGCACCGAGUCGAAUGAGGAGCUUGUGCACUGCAUUGGCUUGGUGCUCUACUUCGAUGGGGUACUUCUUUAGCUCGGUAUUAGUCUCCAUCGCCAACUCAGCCAGCGGUCACAAAUGGCUCGGAGGGAAGGAUCUGAAUAAUGAUCGUUUAGAAUUGUUUUACACCCUCCUCUGUGUUCUCAACUUCCUUAAUUUCUUCAACUACGUAUUCUGGGCCAAACGUUAUUAGCCUAAUACACAAUAUCAGCUUUGCUAUAACCUCUUUUUUUUUAAUGUAAUAAAAUAACUCUGUUGUGGGGGUAAAA
Tripterygium wilfordii is the source of this 1741-nucleotide messenger RNA. Its product is annotated as protein NRT1/ PTR FAMILY 4.2. Gene Ontology annotation, cellular component: membrane. Bases 133 to 1665 code for a protein of 510 amino acids. The record is from RefSeq and is a predicted model, not a curated record. Gene Ontology annotation, biological process: transmembrane transport. The transcript has 6 exons. Gene Ontology annotation, molecular function: transmembrane transporter activity. NCBI's taxonomy places the organism in Eukaryota, Viridiplantae, Streptophyta, Magnoliopsida, Celastrales, Celastraceae.